Clonostachys rhizophaga is the source of this 591-nucleotide messenger RNA. NCBI's taxonomy places the organism in Eukaryota, Fungi, Ascomycota, Sordariomycetes, Hypocreales, Bionectriaceae. The record is from the annotation of a GenBank genome assembly.
AUGGAAGCAGAGGGCGACAGACUACAAAUGCUCCGGGCAUUCGAGGGAACCAGAGAGUACUUCACAAAGCCGGCCUUUCUCAAAUUCCGGGCCGCCUACCAAGUAGGAGUGCUCCCCCUGGCCGUGGAGCAAACGUUUGAGAAGCUGUCACUCCGCCAAUAUCAACACAUUGUACGGCCGCCAAAGACCAUCGAUCACUAUUUCGAAAAGACCAGCCACAUAUUCACCAAGAAGUUCUCUUCCCAGUUCAAGGAGAACUGCCGAGAAAUCGACCACAUUUUCGGGGAUCCGCUGGCAGACGACUUCUUCUCAUCGCGCUCUAUCUUGGAAUGGACGCAGAUUCUGGUUGCCAAUACCAUUCAUUCGAAACUACUUCCAGCUGUCGUUGAGAAUUACUCCCCCAAAGAAUCAUCGGAGUCAUUGGGCACUACCAUUGUGGUAGAAGAAUAUCACAAGCCUCCUAGCGAGGGAAGUGACGGUAAGAGCGUCACACAGCGCUCCGAGAAGAGAAGCCUAGCAAAAAGAUGCUUCCAAGAACCGAAACUAGCCGUGUCUAGGGCAUUUUCACUUCUACGUUCUACACGUUCCUAA